AUGCAAGAAGUGAUACCACUUUAUUGUACUUGGGAUAGCAAGCAUAACUACAUGCGUAUUUUGAUGGAGAGCUCUUGGCAAUCGUCGGAAGUACUCUUCCAUACAAUGCAGAGUAUGGCCGCCGCUUGCUUGAUGAAAAGCUUCCCUGAACUCGGCUGUGUCGCUGUAAGGGAGAGGAAUCUUGCUCUUCAAGGCUUCGAUAACGGGUAUACAUCUUCUGUUUGGCACCAACAAGACAUCAAUCUCAUGUCUGGAUUAUUGCUGGGACACACUGCAAGCUGGCAUGACCCUUCAGACCUGGAAUUGGAGAAGUUCACAAUCACGCAAGACACACUCCGAAACUGGGUGCCAGAUUCCAAGACGGCUACUACGUUCCGUUUCUUCAAAUCUGCAGUCGAGUACUGGGAGUUGCUUCUAUCAUUUUUCAUUGAAACCUGCUCAACUACAGUUGAUUCACCUGGCUUCAUAGGCCCUCCACAACCGUGUGGGAAUUUACCCCACCCCUUCACAGGCAUAUCCGAUGAUACGAUGAGUUUGUUAGCCCGCGUGGGAAGACUGAUUCAUGACCACCGGAGGAAACAAGCUUCAAACAGGUUUAUCUCAGAAGAACUUCUCGACUCUUUCAGAAAGGAUAUCCGACAGGCUCGGCAAGUCGAACGGAGACUGCUAGCUUACAAGAGACCCAAAAUUUCCGAAAUGGUCGAUCCGGAAGAUCCGCGAACUACUCUGACUCAUCUGUCCAAGUUAGACGAAGCCUAUAUCUGUUCAGGACUGCUGCAAUUAUAUCGCGUCUUUCCAGACUUGUUGUCUGACAGAUAUAACCCAUGGAAUGCUGUUGACCUCUACGACGCUCCACCACCCUGCAAGAGGCCAACAGAAACAGAGAGAAACGCAUGGCUGACGAGCUUGGCCAUGUAUACACUUGAUCUGCUCCGAGACAUUCCGUUCGAGUCUCGAACUCGAUGUGUUCAGCCUUUCAUCUUCGUAGCUGUUGCCGGCGAACUUCGCGUUGGCACUCAAGCAGUCCUUUCGAUGGACGCUGAUAACGAGGAAGCUCGAUUGCAUGGCAAUGACGCAAUAAGAAUAGCAACCGCGCGAAACUUCAUUACAGCAAGGCUUUCAGCGUACCGUGAUGUCCUGCCUUUGCGAAAGGUGAUGAACAUCUCGGAGUUGGUAUAUCACACUUGGGCAGCGCUAGAUUCGGGGAAGAAGAAUGUGUAUUGGUUGGACGUUUGCGUGGAGAAAAGACUGAGCACCCUCUUUGGAUAG
Messenger RNA from Colletotrichum siamense, 1269 nucleotides. It is a transcript of the gene BEA4-0, whose product is annotated as Beauvericin cluster-specific repressor BEA4. The record is from RefSeq and is a predicted model, not a curated record. Gene Ontology annotation, molecular function: transcription cis-regulatory region binding; DNA-binding transcription factor activity. NCBI's taxonomy places the organism in Eukaryota, Fungi, Ascomycota, Sordariomycetes, Glomerellales, Glomerellaceae. Bases 1 to 1269 code for a protein of 422 amino acids. The transcript has a single exon. Gene Ontology annotation, cellular component: nucleus. Gene Ontology annotation, biological process: positive regulation of transcription by RNA polymerase II.